GCGCCGGUGAUCACUACCGAGCAGCUUCUCGAUCAUCCACUUCGAAACUUAGCUAGCUAGGUUCUUGUUGCGUUCAGGAUAGGAUCACCAUGCCGUCCACUGUGACCCGCGCAUCCCUUGACCAGCAGCUUUCCCUCGCCAAGCAAUGCUCGCGAGAGGCCGCCAUUGCAGGAGCUAAGGCAGCAGCCAUAGCGACCGUCGCCUCUGCAAUUCCCACCCUGGCGAGCGUGAGGGUCCUGCCAUGGGCGAAGGCCAACAUCAAUCCCACCGGCCAGGCACUCAUCAUCUCCACAGUUGCUGGCAUGGCCUAUUUCAUCGCGGCCGACAAGAAGAUCCUCUCGCUGGCGAGGCAGCACUCGUACGAGAACGCACCUGAGCACCUCAAGAACACCUCCUUCGAGGGCACUGGCCGUGUGCACCCAGCCUUCUUCAGGCCAUUAUGAUCCAACAAAGCUACCUCGUGAGCACUGGUUCUCAGCCGUCGAUGUGUCCAAAUAACCUAAGACUUGUCAACCAGUACUAGCCUAUACUACUAGCUAGUACACAUGCAUCGAUCAUCGAUGUGCUCGAAGAAACUAUAUAAUGUAUAGAGUGUAGUGCUCAAGUUUAUACUGUAACUAUUAGCUUCCAUCAUAUAUUGGUUCCCCGGUUUAAGAGUA
Molecule: messenger RNA, 659 nt
Organism: Panicum hallii
Lineage: Eukaryota; Viridiplantae; Streptophyta; Magnoliopsida; Poales; Poaceae
Product: early nodulin-93-like
Exons: 4
Coding region: 90-443 (117 amino acids)
Source: RefSeq, a predicted model, not a curated record